Messenger RNA from Triticum turgidum subsp. durum (durum wheat), 576 nucleotides. Lineage: Eukaryota; Viridiplantae; Streptophyta; Magnoliopsida; Poales; Poaceae. The record is from the annotation of a GenBank genome assembly.
AUGCCGCUGGGGAUCGGGAUGACCGCCAUUUCGGGGACUCCGGGCUACUUGGAUCCCGAGUGCGUGAGCACCGGUAGGGCCAGCGCCGAGUCCGAUGUGUACAGCUUUGGGGUGGUUCUACUGGAGGUAGCAUGCGGCAGGAGGCCAAUGAGCAUAACCUCGGCCGACCAGGACAAGCAGAAGAAGGGCGGCGUCUUCCGGCUGGUCGAGUGGGCCUGGGGGCUAUAUGGCCAAGGAGCCAUUCUUGAGGCCGUCGACGAGCGGCUGAACGGUGACUACAACGCAGCAGAGGUGGAGAGGGUGAUGGUCGUCGGGCUGUGGUGCGCACAUCCGGACCCGAGCGCGCGACCGUCCAUCAGGACCGCCAUUGGGGCGCUCCAGUCCAACUCCAAGGUCCACGGAGCCUGCAGUCAGCUGCCGGUGCUCCCCUCCAAGAUGCCGGUACCCAUGUAUGCGUCUCCCCCGUUCGCCCUGGCGGACUUGUCGUCCAACUCCAGUACCACUACUUCCUCCGACGCUAGCACUUCCACGACCAGUUCAAAGGCCUCCUCUUCGCUACUGAAACAUCAAUACUAG